Messenger RNA from Eufriesea mexicana, 3116 nucleotides. It is a transcript of the gene Eip74EF, whose product is annotated as Ecdysone-induced protein E74. NCBI's taxonomy places the organism in Eukaryota, Metazoa, Arthropoda, Insecta, Hymenoptera, Apidae. The record is from RefSeq and is a predicted model, not a curated record. Gene Ontology annotation, cellular component: nucleus. The transcript has 8 exons. Gene Ontology annotation, molecular function: DNA-binding transcription factor activity, RNA polymerase II-specific; sequence-specific DNA binding. Gene Ontology annotation, biological process: cell differentiation; regulation of transcription by RNA polymerase II. The coding region runs from base 1054 to 2787 and encodes 577 amino acids.
CUAGGCAAACCGAGGCUCGCUGCUCGCGCGUUACGUUCAGUGUUCCUUCGCGCUUCGGCCAAAGACUCGUAUACGCCUCGUGUCACGCAACCCGUCUUCUUUCCCCUUCGCUACGAACCCCUCCGGGAGAGCAGGAGAAAGGAUUUCGAGAGAGCCCGCCGAGUCGAAGAGGAAAAGAGACCACCGCGAAACGCGAAGCAUCGCGAGCGCAUAAUCAUACGCCACCAUUAAGCAGCACGAGCUUCCUGAAUUUCCCGCGGUCGACGGUGCACCACGACUGCUGCGCGCGUCGUCACUCUGCGCCGACCGGACGAUUUCGACUCGAGCCGUGUGUGUCGUCGUUGUCGUCGUCGCGCGGCAUUCGACUACGUUCGAUUGCACCUUCGAAAUCGUCGCUGCUCGUUUUACAUUUGGAUCUGUCGCAACUAUGGCUGCUUCCUCCUCGAUCGUCCGUGAAAGCACGGUUACCGGUAGUGCGCGCGUGUAGAACCGCCAUUGUCGAAUCGAAGACGAGACAAUUCUCUAUCGAUACGUAUCGAUGCGUUGCGCGCGCAUUUCCCGAUCGGUCUACCGUGAGUCGGGCGCGACGCGAGCUCGUCGCGUUUGAGGACGUUCUCCUCUUUGUUUUUCCCUUUCGAUCAACCGCCAAAGGUGGCCGGAAGCCAUCGUGCGCGCGCGCGCGCCAACGGACCAAAAGUUUGUUUACGUUUUCGGUGACUCGGAAGUAUAGCGGAGUACGUCCAAGUGGAAACGGAAAGCAGGAAACGGGCUAGAGGGAUACGGAACUGUUGUUAGUAGUAGAGUGUGUGCGAAGGAGACCGGUGUGCGUCGAGAGAGGACGUCCAGCCUGUGUCGUCUGUCUUUCCUUCCACGUCCGACUUCGUCUCGAGAUCGAUCUACGAAGGGGAAUCAAAGUAGCGCGUAAAUCGAAAGAGGGAAAUCUGCGGAGCAGAAAAAGAAGGAGGCGAAAAGUGGGGACGUUUCAGAGGUGGUUUUGGAUGUUAGAAAGCGCGGGGGUGGCUAGAGAGGCCCCGCCGCAGGGUACGGGUCCCGAUGCCGGUCCCCGUAUCGCAAACCCUUACGCUAACCUCCACCCUCGUGCCCAAGGAGGAGUCAAACAUGCCCUUCAUAGACGACGAGCUACUUUGGUGCCCUGACAAUGACGGCAAAAUGGUCGACUUAACGCAAUGUCUCCAGGAGAGCAGUACAGGGCAAUCGGUAGAAUUUUCCCCGAUGGAAUUGAGUGCCCUCGUCGGGACGCCGGCUGCUCCAAAUAUGCCGGCGGAAGAGGGCGAAGGAAUGGCUGGUGUCACAGGGGAAGAACCCUUUGACACGCUAGACACAUUCCUUCGAGAACUGCAAGCUGAUUUGGCUGAAGCCAGUCAACCCACGUCUACUACAACUUCCGUAACCCCUUCCUGUAGACGGCAAAGGUACAAUAUCGCAGCCGCCAAUCCUUUGUUAGCAGAAAAAUUAGCAGCUCCCUCGUCGCAAGCAUCUCCGACAUCUAUCCCGUACGCAACGAGGGCGGAAAUCAAGACGGAAAGUAUCCAGCCGGAAACGAGUAAAGUGGACACCAGGGAGGUUCAGCCACACGAUGCGAACGAGAAGGAACAACUGGGCCUGGCGAGCGUGAAAGCGGAACCAGGAUCGACCGGUACGACGACGACCACCACGGGCACUCGUCUGCUGCACGGUAUUCUCUCGCAGCAUCCCCAGCAGCACGGAUUAGGGGUGCAAAACGGAUACGGCCGCCACUUGGCCGGCCACGCUCAGAUGGGCCAACCGUCCUACACCACUGCCACGAUCGCCACCACCAGUACACCAGGAAGCGGAUCACUGCCAGCCAGCCCCGCGGACAGCGGAGUCAGCGACGUCGAGUCCAGCACGUCCUCGGGCGGUAACGAGGACGCGAAUCUCUUACUGAAAGCCAGGCUCAACCCUAACUCGUCCCUUCAGCCAAGUCUAGCGUCCCAUCAUUCUCACUUGUCGUCAGCAGCGCUUGGCAGGUCAGCCUGUCACAGUCCUGGCGUUUAUCCGUCGACGGCGAGCUUUCUGCCGCCCUCCUAUCAUCCUCAUCAGCAUCAUCCCUCCCAGUACCAUCCGCACAGAGGGAGCUCGCCUCACCAUCAACACGGCAACCACGCGAUGGGCCCGACAAUGGGACCGCCCCACCAUCAUCACCACCAUCAAACGCAGAGUCUGCAGCACUUGCAUUAUCGUCAGCCUCCUACACUGUCCGAGAGCUACAGUAGUUACGUGAAUUCGAUGUACGCUAGCGGGGCCCAAUUCGCUACCCCCUGCACCCCUAGUCCACCACGGGGGCCCGGUGGUGUUCCGACAAGCGUGAUUCAAGCUGCAACCAGCUCGGUUUCCGACGACCUGUACCUGCUGGAAUUAGGUUUCCCCCCGAGAUCGAAAAAGAACAAACUGAAAAAACCGCGUCAAGGGGAUGGCGCCGCAGUGAAGAGGAAAUCUCGGGAGGGCUCGACGACGUAUCUGUGGGAGUUUCUGUUGAAAUUGCUACAGGAUCGAGAGUACUGCCCCCGAUACAUAAAAUGGACGAAUCGCGAACGAGGUGUCUUCAAACUGGUGGACAGCAAGGCGGUAUCUCGUCUAUGGGGUUUGCACAAGAAUAAACCGGAUAUGAACUAUGAAACGAUGGGCCGAGCCCUGCGUUAUUAUUACCAGCGCGGUAUCCUGGCAAAAGUCGACGGACAGAGGCUGGUCUAUCAGUUUGUGGACGUGCCGAAAGAUAUUAUAGAAAUUGACUGUACCGGCGCGUGAGACAGGGUUCGACCUUCGAGGGAACAGCAGCACGAGAGGCGAGCUGUACGGGAAACUAGUGAUUCGUGUAUUCGUGCCGCGAUCUUUCGCGGGAACACAUCGUUGUCGUCAUCAUCGUUCUUGUCGAGCAGCUCUUCCUGCCACAAUGUGCCCACUUGGCACACCCCUCAGACGAUUUAAAGCAUGCCCUCUCUCUGACUUCGUUUGUUCCUUGUAUUAUAAAUAUAUACUUAUAGAGAUAUGUAUAUUAAAACGUGAGGAGCGCGUGCGCAUGCGCACGGACGCUCCCGCGAGAGGAUGAAUGUUUUGUUUUUGUCGACGCGACAGCU